AUGACCUCUGCUCAACUCACUCUUGCUGGUAUUGGUGUCCACUGCGGAACUAGGGCGGAUGCCACGCUUUCAGACUGUAAGGCUCUUCUGAACAACGACGCGACUUACUCAAACUCUGACAGCGGUGUCAUCAACACUGUGGCAUAUAACACUGCAUGCCAUGGGAAUUGCUGCAUCUACUAUGCCAGUAUGGUCGGAAACACACCUAACGAGGCACAGACACGAGCAGAUGCUCAAGGCCUUCUUGGUAUCAAUGGUUUGGACUUCUUCGAGGAUGGCCGCGGCGUUUGCAUCAGUAACGGAAAUGGUUGCGGUGACUGCUUUGAUGACGCCGACUUUUCCGGGGGAUGUGCGAUUUGCUAG
Phanerochaete carnosa HHB-10118-sp is the source of this 363-nucleotide messenger RNA. RefSeq lists its product as uncharacterized. The coding region runs from base 1 to 363 and encodes 120 amino acids. Lineage: Eukaryota; Fungi; Basidiomycota; Agaricomycetes; Polyporales; Phanerochaetaceae. The transcript is spliced from 6 exons. The record is from RefSeq and is a predicted model, not a curated record.